Messenger RNA from Lates calcarifer (barramundi perch), 2132 nucleotides. Its product is annotated as THAP domain-containing protein 5. The transcript has 4 exons. The coding region runs from base 494 to 1405 and encodes 303 amino acids. Gene Ontology annotation, cellular component: nucleus. The record is from RefSeq and is a predicted model, not a curated record. NCBI's taxonomy places the organism in Eukaryota, Metazoa, Chordata, Actinopteri, Centropomidae.
GGUUACGAGCAAGACACACAGCGGGUCUGUAAACAGCAAUGAAUAUUUAUUAGCCUCCUGUAAAGCAGGAAGUUGACUUUGCCCACAAAGAUAAAGGUGAAGGAGCGUCAGGUGUGAGUCAGCAGAAAGAUCUGAGAUUUAAAGCUAACAUCAUAAAGACAAAGGAGGUCUGAGGGUUUAUGAGGUCCAAUAGUUGUGUGUUUUUGUUGGGGUUAUUGUCCGAUACGUGGAAAGAUUCACAUCUCAGUCGAGGCUUUAAACAACAGUGUAUCUGCAGUCAACAUCAGUUAUCAGAGAGGUAAACCCACGUCAGAUGCAUCGCGUCUACAAGAGGAGAGGCCGAUCACAAAGACACACAAAGGGUGCAGAGGCCUCGCUGGACCUCCAUGAGUCCAUCUGAGAAUCCAGAGCCAGAGGACGUCACUGAGAUGUUACACAGUCGACAAGGUUUCCCUUGCAAGACAGGCCCAGGCUUCAGAAAUGGGUGGACAACAUGAAGCGGGAGGAGUGGACCCCGAGUCGCCACCAGUGCCUGUGCAGCGAGCACUUCACAGAGGACUGCUUUGAUAUUCGAUGGGGCAUCCGCUACUUGAAAAACACUGCUAUCCCAACCAUUUUUCCCUCCUCUGAAGAUGAUGGUGAGAAAAAAGUGGCCGCCAUUAAAAGGAGCCCCAAGGCCAAACCCAGGACUUUAGACACUGAUAUCGAGCCCACAGGAUUUGACUGUUCUCUCAGUAAGAGGCCACUCAUUCUGAGCAGAACAUGUAAAAAGCUCCAGUCAAGUACAACAAACAGCAUUUCUGCUGAACACACAAAGAUGAUAGUUGGACUGUCUGUGGUGUCAGACUGUGACAUCUCCUGUCAGGCAAACCUGUCAGAGACACAGAAAGCUGCUGGCCAGGUACCAGGUGACAGUGGAAUGCCCACAGCGUCCUGCCUCGCACUGUCCCCGUGCAACGAGCCCCAUUCUGAAGAGCCGGCUGACUCCACCGUGACUGUGCUGUGCUGUGAGACGCUGGGCCGUUUCUCAGAUGGGGAGCCAAGUGUGGAUGCAACUGCUGCCCUCCAGGCAGCACUGGGCCAGGCUUUUAGCUUUGUUCCCGUGGAAGUGGUUAAGGACGACGAACCCACAGGCUGCUCUUUGGAGGAGAGGGGACCCAGCGAAGGAGAGCACAUUUCAAUUUACGAGCACUCGUACUGCAGAGCGGACACGGACACAGAUCAGCUCUGGAGUAAGAUCUUGAGCUUGCACGCGAAGAUCUUGGACCUGGACCGCAGGGAAGAGAGCACUGUGGCUAAAAUCCAUGCUCUUGAGACUGAGAUUGCUCUCCUGAAGAGGGAUGGGGCUGUUUUUAAAGAGAAGCAGAAAGUUUUAGAAGAUUAUAUAUCGUCAAUGUUGCUCUGAUUUUAGGCUCAUGUUGUGGAUGUAUUUUAACUGUUAAAACUGAGGCACUUUGCAGACAUGAUACACACGCUCCUAUAGAUACCAUACAUAAAACACAGAGAUACUAAAUGUGUCUCAUUUUACACAACGUGAUCGGUACUCUGUCUCUGCCCUCCUAUUCCAAAUGUGUAUCUUCUCAUGUCCACACGGUGGCACUGUUGGACCAUUUUUAUUGGCAGUGUUUCAAAUUCUCACUGUCGCACUGAUGCAGUGCAUUACCAAUACACAUCCAAGGUUUCUGUUCUAUGACACGAUCAAUACCAUAUCCUCAAUUAUUUAUGGCUCUUGCUAUUUUUGUCUGUGUUUGACAGUUGACUUUGUUACUUGGUUAACUGUAUAUAAUUUCAAGGUGUCUUACUGGCGUUUCAUUGGUGUCACUAUUCAUAAUUUCAUUCGUAUUUUCUGUCAAGUGACAUUUGAAUAGCAUUUGAAAUGCUUUUCUGAUUCAUAAUGACAGGCGAGUGUACAGAAAAGUGACAGGCCACUGCAACAUGCCAGGUUUUUCUUGGUCACAUGCUGCUUGUUCUUCAAUCUGUGCUUUUACUUUUCAGUUAUAAAACUGACCUUCUUACCACCCUGCUGCUAAAGUGCUGUAUGUUUGCUUAAUCAAGGCUUAAUGGUGACUUUACCAUGGAUCAUGUCUUUGUAAUUACUUGUUGCACAACUGGUAAAAUGAAUUCCUCUCUAA